UUUUCUUAUUAAAAUUAAAAUUCUCUCAUUUCACAACCACCACAUUCCCACAUUCUCGCCGGAAAAUUCAACUUUCCGGCGUACAUUCUUCAUACGUUUCACUCUCUUGAAAAAAAAUCAAGAAACUUGAGUAAAUCUUUAAUCUUUAAUCAUGUCAUCACCGUCGCCGGUGACUUCUCCGGCGCCCACAACACCACCACCGGCUGACACCACUUCACCACCACCCGCCGCCGCAUCACCACCGCCCACCACCCCUGCAUCCCCACCUCCGGCAGCCACUUCUCCUCCAUCCCCUGCCCCCCCUGUUUCUCCUGUUUCUUCUCCGCCGGCGCCGGACACUCCAGCUCCUGCAAUUUCCCCACCGGCGCCACCCACGUCCACCGCCUCACCGCCUCCGACCACCUCUCCCACCCCACCGUCUCCUCCGGCGCCACCCACUUCUAGAAACACUCCGCCGUCUCCUCCGGGCAGAUCUCCGCCGUCUCCGCCGCCGCCAAGAGGGGGUUCCAGUUCCACCCGUACUCCGGCGACAACAUCUUCGCCGGAGAAUAAUUCUCCGGCGAUUUCAACUGGGGUUGUUGUUGGGAUUGCUAUUGGUGGGGUUUUGAUUCUUGCUGUUUUGACUAUCUUGUUUCUUUGCUGUAAAAAGAAAAGAAAAAGAAGUCAAACUCCGGUGGGUUAUUAUGUUCCUCCACCACCACCACCACCACCUAAAGUUGACUCUUAUGGUGGUCAACCACAACAAUGGCAACAAAAUGCACCACCACCAAAUGAUCAUCUUGUAACAAUGCCACCAACAAAACCUAAGCCUAAACCUCCACCACCAAUGCCAGCUUAUACACCUCAGCCUCCACCGCCACCGCCGCCGUUUAGUAGUGGCGGGUCGGAUUCGAAUUAUUCCGGCGGUUCGACACCACUCCCUCCGCCGUCGCCUGGGAUGUCGCUAGGAUUUUCGAAGAGUACGUUUAGUUACGAAGAGUUAGCGAUGGCGACGGAUGGGUUUUCGGAAGCGAAUCUUCUUGGACAAGGUGGGUUUGGGUAUGUUCAUAGAGGGGUGCUUCCGAAUGGGAAAGAAGUGGCGGUUAAACAGUUGAAAACCGGUAGUGGACAGGGUGAGCGCGAGUUUCAGGCGGAGGUUGAGAUUAUUAGCCGAGUUCAUCACAAGCAUCUUGUUUCGUUGGUUGGAUAUUGUAUGACUGGAACUCAAAGAUUACUUGUUUACGAGUUUGUUCCGAAUAACACAUUGGAGUACCACUUACACGGAAAGAAUCGUCCCGUUAUGGAAUUCCCGACAAGAUUGCGAAUAGCACUAGGAGCUGCGAAAGGACUAGCUUAUCUCCACGAGGAUUGCCAUCCGAAGAUCAUUCAUCGCGAUAUUAAAGCUGCUAACAUACUUCUUGAUUUCCAUUUCGAAGCGAUGGUUGCCGAUUUUGGGCUUGCCAAGAUUACUUCUGAAGUUGCGACACAUGUCUCAACGCGCGUGAUGGGUACCUUUGGGUAUCUAGCUCCAGAGUAUGCAUCUUCCGGCAAACUCACAGACAAAUCAGACGUUUUCUCGUAUGGGGUCAUGCUCUUGGAAUUGAUCACUGGGCGUAGGCCCGUUGAUUCCGCUCAAACAUUUAUGGAUGAUAGUUUAGUAGAUUGGGCAAGACCGAUGCUCAGACGAGCAAUGGACGAUGGAAACUUCGACUCCAUAGUUGACCCACGUCUACGAAAAGAAUACAACCACGACGAAAUGGCCCGUAUGAUUUCCUGUGCCGCAGCCUGCAUACGCCACUCAGCCCGUCGCAGGCCCAGGAUGAGCCAAGUGGUCCGGGCCCUGGAAGGAGACGUUUCACUCUCCGACCUAAACGAAGGAAUCCGGCCCGGAAGCAGUUUUGGGUCGCACGGAAGCUCAGACUACGACGCAGGACAGUACAACGAGGAUAUGGUUAAGUUCCGGAAAAUGGCUUUAAGUACACAAGAAUACGCUAGCAGCGAAUAUAGCCGACCCACGACUGAAUACGGGUUGUAUCCAUCUGGGUCAAGCAGCGAAGGGCAGAACACCCGCGAAAUGGAAAUGAGCAAGUAUAAACGAGAUGGCCCGGGUUUCGGUGACGGGUUUUGAUCGUAAAACGGGCUCAUGUAUAAAGGUGGUUGCUAAUUCUUGAUGAUAUUUUGAUUAUUUCUUCUAUAUUUUGAUAUUUUUGAUUAUUUCUUCUAUGAUUUGUUGUGAGUUUGAUUUUGUAUUUAGUUUUGUUUUUAUACAACAGAAAUUCUUUUAUUUUUUGAUUUAAAGACUUGAAGGAGGGUGUUAUACUUU
Molecule: messenger RNA, 2302 nt
Organism: Helianthus annuus (common sunflower)
Lineage: Eukaryota; Viridiplantae; Streptophyta; Magnoliopsida; Asterales; Asteraceae
Product: proline-rich receptor-like protein kinase PERK1
Exons: 7
Coding region: 152-2107 (651 amino acids)
Biological process (GO): protein phosphorylation
Molecular function (GO): ATP binding; protein kinase activity
Source: RefSeq, a predicted model, not a curated record